ACGACUGAUUAGAACAGGUGCCCGUGGGCAUCGAUAAUGGCGUGAAAGUUAUUUCAUAUAGCAACUAUGUUGUUUUAAUUUGAAAAUUUAGGUCGGGAUUUGACACUGAACCUGUUGGCAGUACCAAUUCUGAACUCGUCGACAGCUCCGAAGUGCAACAAUGUAAUAUCUGAAUUAUUGAUGAACGUUUUAUCUAACGUAAUUAGGAGUCCUCGCGAAUUGUUUUAAUUAACUAAAUCACUGCACUGUUUGGAGCAACAAACAAACGGAAAUGAACAGGUGUGACACUCCUUACUAUAGGGGGUGUGAUGCAGUAAGCAAAUAUAUGUGUACAGAAAAGCUCAAGUACUUAUCGAAAUCUUGAGUAAAUACUGCUGUCGAUUAGGCCGUAUUACCUUUUACUCCCAGUGCGCAGUUCCACCGAGCUGCGUGGAAGAUAUACCCGACCCUUACUUAGUUACUGUAAAUAAAAGUGCUGGACGAAGGGGGCUUUAACCCAAAGUGUGACAAGUUACUCCAGAAAAUGGAUUAAUACACACCGUCGCAAGACACCCUAUAUUGGCAAACUGACUUCGACCACAGCCAAAAUCCGUUUGAUGUAAAUCCAUGCAAUAUGGCAUUGACUGGGCGAAUGUGAGGAACUCUCUUUGAUAUCAAUUUGUCGCACACUUACAUCAGAACAAGCCAAUCGGAAUAAAAAUGGCGGUCGCUUUGACUUACAGAGAUUAUCACAAUCAAGCCUUCAGCAAGUUCGAGCUGAAAAUGAUGGAACUGGAAGUUCUAAAGAAUGAGGCCAACAAACAUGUCGGUCGCCUGAACUCACUAAAAAUGCGCUACAUGGACUGGUUUUUGCGGAGCCAGCAGUCGUUUUUAGACUCAAUGAAGUUGAUUCACAUUUUGGGAGGUGAUUUGUUACCACGUGAAAUAAACACAAUCCGGAACUACAAGAGGGUCAUGAGAUUUUCCGGUCAGUUACCAAGCAACGGGACGCCGCGAGACGGCAGUCAAGGAAAAAUGUUUGGAUUUCUGAUGUUCUGGGAAGAGCUUCUUAUGUUGAAACGUGAUAAUGACGCUCUGUACAAGAAAAUAUGCGAUUUCUGCAGUAGUAUUCGUCGGUUGAGAGAACCAAUGUUGAAAGACGAAAUCGACCGCUUGCAUCAAAGACUGAACCUUUUACUCUCUGAGGACUUUGAUUUCACCUCUCUAUCCAACGAUCGUCAUAACCUGUUUACGUACCGCGUGGCGUUACAUGAUCACAGGUACCAUGGACUCGUUUCCUACAUCCCCUAUCUGCUGAGCAUUGCCAACAAACUGUGUUAUUGGACUUCUAAACUCCACAUAGAGUUCGUAUAACUCAACAACUCUAUGUAACUGCGU
Molecule: messenger RNA, 1377 nt
Organism: Magallana angulata
Lineage: Eukaryota; Metazoa; Mollusca; Bivalvia; Ostreida; Ostreidae
Exons: 4
Coding region: 700-1353 (217 amino acids)
Source: RefSeq, a predicted model, not a curated record